Messenger RNA from Aspergillus terreus NIH2624, 876 nucleotides. RefSeq lists its product as uncharacterized. The record is from RefSeq and is a predicted model, not a curated record. The transcript has a single exon. The coding region runs from base 1 to 876 and encodes 291 amino acids. NCBI's taxonomy places the organism in Eukaryota, Fungi, Ascomycota, Eurotiomycetes, Eurotiales, Aspergillaceae.
AUGGCGGCGAAGCGCGUGCGACUCCCAGGGAGCCGUCAGGGCAGGGUCCAUUUGCUCAACGAGGCGCACACAUAUCUCCGGCGAGGUCCUGACCAUCUCCAUGAAGGCCGGGUGCUCACGCAGGCACCGGAGGCUGUAUGCGCCAUAGUGAGCGAUCCAGGGCAGAAAAGGAUCGUUGACAUGGAGCCUGGCGAAAGCAGUGGUAAAGAUGGCAAUAACCGCUUCUGCAUAGCCCACGCGCAGAAAUCUGCCCAGCAUCCUCAAAUACUCAGCGAGUUUUCCGAAGGCGUAACUCUUGAGCUGGCUGAUGAGAUAGGUGUCUGCAAAGAUGUAGACCAAAAGGUGCGAGUUCAGCGGAUGGUCCUUGAUAUCAGCGGGAAGAUCGUCGCCAGUCAGCAGGCAGCUGUAGUCUACAGACUGGCCCUCGGCGACGGGAAAGUUGGUGAAGUUCAGCCUGUUCAGAACGUCGACGUCGUCGAUGACGUGGUACUCACCACGAUAUGCCCAUUCAACGAAGCGAGCAAGGGUAUCUUCCGAAGUAGCGGAGCAUACGAAUAUGCCGCUUGCCUGUUCCCGGAAAUUGGAGUCAAAGGCCACAGCCAAGGCCUCGGACUUGUCCCUGAGGAGAGCAAGGUGGAUCUUGAAGCGGCGAUGGCUGUUCUCCGCCUGCAGGGUCACAGUGUCCGAUGCGAGGAAGCUAUUAUACUUGAUCAGACCCUUGCACGAUCAGCUAUCUUUGCAGGUGUCGACUUACUUUGGGAAGUUCACGUUUUGGUCCACGGGGGCGCGUCCGACUUCCUGAGCUUGGGAAGCUCGUGGCAAAGAGAGACAGGGAAUCAUUUGAUUAGGAUAGGCGUGAAAGACCUCUUUUUUUAG